Molecule: messenger RNA, 643 nt
Organism: Ilyonectria robusta
Lineage: Eukaryota; Fungi; Ascomycota; Sordariomycetes; Hypocreales; Nectriaceae
Exons: 1
Coding region: 266-442 (58 amino acids)
Source: RefSeq, a predicted model, not a curated record
GCGGCUUGUGGCGCUAAAUGGCCUGACCACCCCGCACGAAGAUGAAGAGGGGAAGACGAAGAAGAUCAUCAGAUUCAAUUCCACAGACUAUUGUAUUCACCCAGCCGUGUGUUCGAAGUAGCUAUACUAAGGCUCAGGGUUUGAGUCGCUGGUAUACUGCGUAUCCAAUAACCUCUCAACAAAAAGAAACUUGAGAUCCAUGCCGGAAAUAUGACGGAUUUAUCAGCUUGCAGGACUUUACAGCGGUAGGCAACAAUUAGAGCACAUGCUGGAUUGGUCCCUCGGAUGGCGGCAUAAUAAGCCGGAUUUGCAUAAGCCUCUGAUAUACCGAUAUCCUGACCUCAGUCAGAUGACUAGAAACCCCUCAGGAAAAGAGGGGGCCGGAGGCAUCCUAGAUCAAGACAAUCAACAGAUUCAGGAUCCACACCCUAUUGAGCAGUAACCGGAUCGAAUACGGCGAUAGCGUAUCCAACACACUUAAAGGGAUGCAUUGAUGAUGUGUAACUAGAUAAGGCAAGAGAAUCAGGCUGUACGGUCUGUACUGCUGAGAAUAGGAUGCUGAACACUUGGAGAAAUUGGCCUUCAAGCAGGCCCGUCACCCAGAGUCAAGCGAGGCGAGAUUAAUCAGCGGACGAGGAAGAAU